This is a messenger RNA of Lolium rigidum, 1332 nucleotides long. RefSeq names its product E3 ubiquitin-protein ligase RING1-like. The record is from RefSeq and is a predicted model, not a curated record. The coding region runs from base 1 to 1176 and encodes 391 amino acids. Gene Ontology annotation, molecular function: ubiquitin protein ligase activity. Gene Ontology annotation, cellular component: cytoplasm. NCBI's taxonomy places the organism in Eukaryota, Viridiplantae, Streptophyta, Magnoliopsida, Poales, Poaceae. The transcript is spliced from 2 exons. Gene Ontology annotation, biological process: protein ubiquitination.
AUGUCGACCCCGGGCGCCGCCUACUACGCGUCCCUCGCGCGCGAGCAGUUCUUCUGCUACCAAUGCAACCGCACCGUCCUCCUCGCCGUCUCCGCCGCCGCCGCCGGCGAGCUCUCCUGCCCCGAGUGCGGCGGCGACUUCCUGGAGAAGGUCAACAUCCCCGCCCCCACCAUCCCCACCUUCACCUUCGACUUCUCCCCUGCCUCCUUCUCCCCUGCGAUGCGCUCCGCCAUGGCCUCUAUGAUGCCCACCGCCUCCUCCUCCACUAUGAUGCCCACCGCCUCCUCCCCUCCUAUGGUGCCCACCGCCGCCUCCUCCCCUAUGACUAUGAUGCCCACCGCCUCAACCCCACCCCAAUCCUCCUCCUCGUCCUCCACCGCCGCGACCCACUCCAUCGACCUCUCCACCUUCCUCACCACCAUCAUGGGCCCUCAGGGUCACCGGAGCGGGAGCGGUGCCGUCUCCGCCGCCGGCGCGGCCACACCUGAGAACGAGCCUGAGGCCUAUGACCCGCACGCCUUCUUCCAGGACUACCUCCGCGGCCGCAGGGGGCGCGGCGUCAACAUCUUCGACCUGCUCGAGGACGCCAUGGACCACCUCGCCGCCGGCGUAGACGACGGCGGUCUUGGUAUCGGCGUCGGUGGUGGAAGCUUCGGGGACUACUUCGUCGGCCCUGGCCUGGAGCAGCUCAUCGAGCAGCUCGCUGAGAACGAUCCCAACCGCUACGGCACGCCGCCCGCUGCCAAGUCGGCCCUGUCCACGCUUCCUGACAUUGUCGUGACGGAUGCCAUGGUCGCGGCGGCAGAGGGCGCCGACUGCGCUGUGUGCAAGGAAGAUUUCUCGCCUGGGGAGGGGGCCAAGCAGAUGCCCUGCAACCACAUCUACCAUGCCGACUGCAUCGUACCCUGGUUGGAGCUCCACAAUUCAUGCCCCGUUUGCCGCUUCGAGCUGCCCACCGAUGAUCCUGAUUACGAGAGCAACAAGGCCUCAAAGAUGCAGGCAUCUGUUGGCAUUGCGGCCACACCUGCAUCCGGGAGCUCUGCUGCUGCUGCUGAGGAAGGAGGGGAGGCGACUGCAAGGGUGCUGGAGAGGAGUUUCAAUGGGAACAAUGGAGGUGCUGGCAGUAGCUCACAGGACAAUGGCUCGCAGGAUGGAGUUGGCAGCAACAAGAAUUGAACUCGAUUAGGUCAUCAGUUGGGAGGUCAGGUUUUGUGUACAUCUCCACAGGACAUGAACAUAUUUAUCCAUCCGUUGUAUGGGCAUGUUCAGUCACGUGAGCAACAUAGUUUCUAAUGUAUUUAGCAGAAAUAUUUUGAAUGAAAUACAGAAUCA